AUGAGUAAAGAAUUUGUCAACCUCAGAGCCAAUUCUGCUCAAUUAAAAAUGGAUUUACCAAUUGAAUAAUUUAGAUAUUUUACUAAUAUUAUUCAAAAUAAUAUCAUUAAUGAAUGGAUAAUCACAAAAAAGAUUGACAAAAUUAGUAUUAAUAAAAAUAUAUAUUUUAGAGGAAAAACUUCAAUAAUUUAUAAGUAAUACAUACUAAUAGGAUUACAUAAUAAUUAUAGCUAUUAAACCUGCUUAUAAUUUAUCGCAUAAAAAAAAUAGAUAUCUUAUGAUUAAAAUUGAAGAUAUUACAUUUUUCAUCUAUUAAGCUAAACCUGUAGAUUAUUUUUAAUUCAGUUAAAUUAAAUAAAUAUAGACAAAAUUAUAAGGAAUAGCAAAAGAAAACAAUUUUACAGAACCAAUAUUAAUCUCUUAAAAGAAUAUAUCAGAAGAAGAAUUAUAAAGUUUGGAAAAAGUAAGAUAAUGUUUAACUGAAAUUAUUAUAUUCGAUUAUGAUAAUUGGGAAACUGAUUUAGUGAUUGCAGUAAAAAGUAAAUUGCACCAAUUAUUUUAAACUGGAUUUUGGCAUAUUUUUUGUGCCAAAAAAAUAAACACUUUGGUGGAAUUAAAUACUAACGAAAGAUAUUUGGAAUACUAAUUUGAUAAAAAGAAUUCAUAGUAUAAAUUAAUAGCAUUCCAGAAAAAAGGUCCUAACUUCAAUUUAUUAGAGUAAUUUAUCAUUAAAUUAAUUUAGAAAAGUUAAACUAAAAAUAAGAGAAAUUAUAAGUUUUACAAUUCUAUUUAUAUUUUUUGUGACUCUCACAGGCUGUAAAGAUGAAACAACUGGAAAACCAUAUAAAUAUUAGAUUUAAGAACAGUUUUGUUCACAUCGAUAGGAAGUCUUAGGAUUUUGUGCAAUAAUAUUAUUUGGUCUAGUUGCUUAAAGAAUGAUUAGUAAAAAAAAUUAGAAGAAAAAUAAAAAAUAAUGA
Paramecium sonneborni is the source of this 977-nucleotide messenger RNA. The record is from the annotation of a GenBank genome assembly. Lineage: Eukaryota; Ciliophora; Oligohymenophorea; Peniculida; Parameciidae.